UGAUGUCAGAGGGGAUGCCCCACAAUUAUGUGUGCGUGCAGCAGGAAUUGGACUGGGCGGACCUGCCCUUUAAUUGCUGUUGUGCUCUGUGUGUGCUCCGUCACAUGCAGAGUCCUUCGCCACCGAGUAGCAAAGUUCAUUGCAGCAUGGUGGCAUGGCUGUACCAUUCCCAUUUUUCUUAUCUGUGAUACAACUUCCUCGCUGGUCUUCGUUUGUAUCCACACAAGAUUUAGAGCUUUGGAUUUGGAAUAUUCACCUUUUCGCAUGAGUUAACGAGGAAGCUAUGGCGGGGACAGGAGUUACCCUGAGUGAACGUUUUAAAGGACUGAACCCCUGGAAACUGUCCUCUCUUGAAGAAGAAUUUGAACAGCAACCCACCUCAGGCUUGUCCUUGAGUAAUAUCUUGAAGUUAAGCUCUCUUGCAGUGACUGUCAACGGAAAGAGUAAGAGCAGACGUCCGAAGGUGCCGAGCUCCAGGAAAUAUGCCACUACGUCCCUCCAUAAGUUGUUCAGUCAGAAAUCAACUGGGAAGGAGGCUAAGAAUGAGAAACUGAAGAGCGGCAAUGGGGAUAUUACGGUUGAUCAGAAGAAGAGAAUUGAUCCAUCGAAUGCGGAGAAAUCAAAAUGUGAGAAAUCUGGAGAGGUACCCUUGCAAGGAGCGAUACAAGUAAAACCCAGCAACAGUGAGGCACUUAUAGAUGGAUCUAAACAAACCAACAUCGAUCCAUCAAAGGGUUCCUUAAAUCUUCUGCAGAAUGGAGUUACAUCAAGUAUUGAAAGACCAAGAGAUCCACGUCUGUUGUAUGGCAAAGGAUCCUACAGCACCCUUGCCAAGACACCUGGAGCAGUUCCUCAGUCUGGUAAACCAGCAAUUCCUGAAAAAUCAGAAAAUCAGGACACAUCUGAAAAGGCAAGUAAAUCUGAGAACCCAGACAAAUCUAAAAAUCCAGUCAAAAAGAAGAGGAGUUUUGGAGAAUCUCUUUGUUCAGACAGUGGUGCAGGUUUGGAGGCUGUUGGGAAAAAGUUAGAUGGAGGCAAGACAAUCCAGGUUGUAAAAAGAAAUGCAGUCACCAAGAAAAUCACUGGGGUGGUGCAGAUGAAUAUGAAAAGGAAACCCUUGCAGAGUACUGAUCCAAACAAGCCCCCAGUAAAAACAUAUAGUUCAAGCCAUAAUGCACUCCAGAGGAUAGCUGAAGCCAAGAAGGCAGAAGAUAUAACCUCAGCAGCUGAUUCAGGUGCAGAGGUCACAACGCCGAAGUCCUUGAAGGGUAUCCUCCAGAAGAAUAAUCUGUCUGUUGACUCUGUUGAGACAAGUGAGAAAGGGACAGAGAGUGCAGUGACAUCCGUAACCGAAGUAUCUGUUCGUACAGGUAAUGCAUUGAAAGAGGAUAAAUCAGAGCAAUCUGUGGUAAAGCAAAGUACAAAUACCAAGAAGCCUGUGAAGGGCAAGGUCAAAGGAUCCACAAAGGUUGCCAAGCCAAAACAGGAUGUGAAAAACAAAACUGUAUCUAUGACUCCCAACACUCCAAACAUUGUUCUGAAAUUUUCAAUCACCCCUUCAAUGGAUAAUGGGAAAUUUAAUUUGACAGUUGUUUCAUCAUCUGAAGACGAUCAAGAGAAAUCUGACUCUAAAGAGCAGAAUGUGCAAAUGGGCAUCCCAUUAUCAAUAAAACACAAUCCCAAAGAGACGGAGAGUGCAGUGACUGAAGUGACUGAAGUAUCUGUUCGUACAGGCAAUGCACUGAUGGGCAUUCCAUUAUCAAUAGAACACAAUCCCAAAGCAGCUGCCCUAUCUGCAGAUGACCGGAAGGAGUUGGACAAGCCUAAACAAGUGCCUGUUACAGAUGAAGAGCUCAAGAAGGGGUCCCCUAUCCAAGUCCAUAUUUCAAAUGGUGCAAAUGGUCAUAAAACUCCAAGCAGUGCCAGCAUGAGCACCCUCAAUGACGUUUCAACCAGUUUAGCAGAAGGUGCUCAUGUGAGUGUAGGACUGGAUGAAACAAAGUUAGAUCAAGGAUCUAUGGUUUCUUCUGGAUGCGUUUACACAACAGCCCGAAAGGUGGCACAGGUAUCUAGUCAUCAAUCUGUUGUGCAGAUAAACAACUCGCCUCCAGUUCCAAUAAGCUAUGUGUAUGGGUCUGUUGCAAGCUCAAGCAAAGCAAAACCAAAUAUAGCCCAACCGGUCCAAACACCAUACAAGAGUGGCUAUGGCAUUGAUGGUACCCAGAUUCAACAGCAUACUCCUAUGUCUGACCAGUACGAGAUGCCCCCAAAUGGCCAUCAAGGAAAUGAAAUUUGGCCACACCAUCAACCAAGUAUUGUUACACAACCAAGUAUAGUGUCAGCUGCAUCAAGUAAAAGUUUAAUAACUAAAGGUAAUGUCGGUAUAACUGAGUCUUUGCCAGUUGAGGGGCAUGAAGAAUCUCUCAUUUUGGGUCACAGUGAGCCAAAGGAAGCCCCAAGUAAUCAUCCCAUAAGUGACAAUAUGCCAAUAACUGUACGUAUCCAGCAAAAUGCGCAAAAUGCCAACAAAGAAAUCCAGAAUAAGGAGGGUCCAUGUAAACCUGUACAUCGUACAUUGACUGCAUGUGCUAGUGCCUCUGAAAAGGAAAUGGCGACAUGUUCGGGAGCAGACAAUUUUGAUUUAGUGGACAUGGAAAUUUCAACCCCUGUCCGUCAUGUACCCAACAGCAUCGAAGCUAUCUCUAAUGAGGCAGAUGUGGUACCAGCUAAUAGUGUUGGAAAUGGCUCAGUGGUCCCCACUCUGAAAUCAGAUGAAGAAAAGAAUGCCAAAAGUGACUUUAAGGAAACCGAGACAGCUGGCAGAAAGGACAGUGAGGUCAUUUCCCCGUCAGAAUGGACUGACGGAGAGGUUAAGAGCAAGGUUGAUGGUCAACAAGCACAGGUUGCUAGUUGGACAACAUACCUGCAUGAAGACACUAAUAGUCCGAUGAGGUCGGCCUUCGGUUCAAAGCAGUCAUUCAAAGAGGCUCUAUCAUCAUUGCAGAGCACCUUGCAGACUUUGAACAAUAGUGGAGAUGCAGAGAUUAGCAAGGAUGAAGCAACUGCUCACCAUCAGGUAAUAGAAAUUACAAAGCAUCCAUCCCCCUCAACUGAUGUGCAACAUACAACUCAAAUAGAUGUAACCAGCAAUAAGAGCCAGUUGGUGAGUGUGCCAAAAGAAGCCGUACUUUCUCCUAGUGCCAGCCCAGUGUCACAGAAUAUCUCUGAAGUGUCUGGUAAUGCAUUUCAGCCAGACAGAACUGUGCCAUUACCUCGCUUAGAUGUUCAUACAGAUUUGCUGUGUACCAAUCACACAAGUGAGAAUGCCUCUGUCCAGAACACCCUCAGAAUAGAAAUACCUAACCCUCCAAAAGUUGAUGGUGGGACAGGAAAUAGCAUGUGCAACGGGACAAGUCAGUUCCAAGUAGAGACUGUCCUUGAUGGAAGAAAUGGUGUUUCUGUCCCUACAGUCAUUAAGUCAGCAGAUUCUGGAAAUGAUGAUAGCCUUGAAUCUCAACAAAAGAUGGGUGUUGUGUCAAAGAAUAAUAGUGUAGUUGAUACUUGUGUGACCUCCAGCGUGAUUUUCGAGGACAGAGGCAUCUUUGAGGACACUUUGAAUCGAUCCAAAUCACCAGGUACACCGGUUGAAGAUGAGUUCAGCAACCAAGAUCCUUUUGGUCCGAAAGAGAGAGUGAACUAUGAAACACAAAGCAGAACUGACCACUUUGCUUCAUCUGAUAUUGGAGGUCCUAGCUCAAUGAAAUAUGAGGAGGAAAACAAUAAUGCCUGUCAUGAAAAGGAAAAUGAACCACAUUAUCAUGUGAAAGAUGAAAGGCACAGGCAUCAAUCGGACUUCAACAGGCGCGGCAACAGAUACCCUGAUAGCCCAAAGAAUCGACACAGACCUGUUUACAUGCGUGAACUCAGUAAUGUUAGUGAUAUCAGUAUAGAAAAUGAUGAGUUUGGGACUUUUGAGGAUGGGUACAGCCAAGAAGCGUUGAAACCAUUGCUUGUAAGAGGAAGAGACACCAGAAUGGAUCACAUUGAGUACCCAAAAGAUGAUCCAAGGAUAUCAAGAAGGGAGAUGUAUGAAGAUGAUCAGGAUUACUCAGACAGGACUAUGUCUAGCCAUCCAUGUAAAGAAACACAUCCUCAUUACACACACCCUCCUCCUAGAAUUGAAAGAUUGGAUAACGAGGAAAGUGUUUACUCCUAUCCUCAACCGGCAGAGAGAGUUCACAGAUAUGAAGCACCAGACAGACCUAUCCAAAGGUAUAGAGAGGAGCAGAGCCCUGACUCUCGGAUUUAUGCAAAAAGUGAUAUUGGACUUUCAAGGAGAGAUAGUGGAGGACAGUUUCAAGAAACUCCAGUUAACCCGAUGAUAAGGGAACAAAUGACAGCCGUUCAGGCCCUGCAGAUUCAAAUAAAUGCUGCUGUUAAUCCAGCGCAUAGAGCAGCUCUUGUAAUGGCUUUACAAGCUCUCACUGGAGGCCCAGUGCAAUCAUCCACCGGAGAAGUGAGACCUGAGGUCGAGACAUCUACAGUUCCUGAGAGGCAGAUAGAAUAUAGAGAUGUGUCAGAUGAAGUUUCAUCAAAGCACUUUCGUGAUGACUCUGUUCAUGACGAUCCUAGCAACAGGAAGGUUGAAUUUACUGUUGUUUUGAGAGAUGAUGAUGAGCAGUUCUUGAGGAAAGACAGUACCAAUCAGUCAAGGGCAGGAGAUCACAGCAAAGUACAAAGGCACCCUUAUGAUGCUCAGGAAAGGUACCCAGACUCAUCUGCACAGCAUGAACAUGGUUCUCACUACUAUCGAGUUGUUGAGCUCAACGAUGACCCACAUUCUGACUAUCCAAGACAAGAUGGUAUUAGGAAAGAGAGAAUGGUAUCUCAUGAAAUACCAAGAACUGUUGGGCGUCAAAGAGGUACUUCUCUUGAAAAUUCAGCUGACAGUGAUGGGGAGAGGCACUCAUCCAGCAGAUCAAGGCAUGGACAGUCACUGUCUCCUGAAAAAAGAGAUAAGAAACAGAAGAAAUCCAUUAGCAAGAAAUCAAAGAAAAAAGCCAAGGAAUUUCAUGGCCGUCCUCUAAUCAAGGAUAAGACCAACAAAACUGAUCCUCAUUUCAUUCCUCUUGAGGAUAAGGACAUUGUACAUAGAAGGAUUGAUCCUAGGAGAAGCUUAACUCCAGAUCCUGCAGGCGAUCCUAAAGAACUCAGACCACUAACGUGGCCUCAUACACAAGUGGAAGAAAGCAAGAAAAUAUCCCGGAGCAAGGCCAGAAAAAACAUGCAAAAAGACAAAAUGCCUCAUCCUAAACCAACUGAUAUUUUACCUUGUUCAAAGAAUUUGAAUUGUAAGCAAGAAGAAUCAGUAAGAGGGACAUUGAACAAUGCAUCUUGUGCUGAGGCACUCGCUAAAGAAAAUUCAAAUGAAUGCCUUGUAAAGAGAGUUGUGCAUCCGGAAGUAGUUGGCAACAAAGAAGGAAAGGCAUCGUCUGAUGGAAAGGAAAAAGGGCAAGCCAAGGAGGCUCUCGGUGAGAUAACAGACAAACCAGAUCAUGUCAUUGAACAAACAAUUACAGAAUUUGUAAGUGAAGCAAGGGUUGCUUCCAGCCAGGUUACUAGUGGAAGUAAAGAACAACAUGACAACGUUGCUAGAGAAGUACAUGUUUCUUGUGCAACCCACAAAGACCAACUUGAGCAAACAAACUGCGAUUUAGUAGAGAAUGCCUCGUUAGAUCACAUCAGAAAUGGAAAAGGAAGUGAAGACGAAAGGAGGUUGGAUACAUCAAAUGAAUCUACCACACCUACAAGCAGUCACUCGGGUGGGAAGAAGAAAAGAAAAAGUCCAGAGUCUAAGAAAUAUGACUAUGGCGAUGAUAAAGUAGGUGAAUCUGAUUAUAAACGGACUCCUCAAAGGAGAAAGCUAAGUGAAAGGAGUCCUGAAAGGCACAGAAAAUACAAACACACUAGAAAUGAUGGAGAGAAAACUAGACACAAACGGAAGUAUGUAUCAGGCUCGGAGAGUGAUAUUGAUAGUGACAGAGGAGAGCAUGUUCGUGAACCAGGGAGUAAAUUCAAACAUUACAAACAAUUCUCGCGAUUUAACAAAGGGUAUGACUGGAGAUCAGCUAAGAGUGGGCCAUUCAGACCCGGCUCUGGAAUGAGGUCUCGUACCCCUUCCCAGAGGUUUGAUUACAGGAAAUACAUAUAUCCUGGAAACUUGGGAAAGCCUUAUGGAAACCAAAAAACAGUUGGUAGUGGAAGAGGGAGGGGAUUCUCACGAGGACGUGCACAUCUCCCUGGUCUUUGGAGGGAAAAGGAAACCUAUUGCAUUGACUUUACAAAAGAAUUUAAGAACUCGCCUUCCAAAUCAAUGGCAUCCCUUGGGUACACAUCGAUUGUUUCCUGGGAAGAUAUCCAUGUUGCCCUGUUGGAAAUCAAAGCGAAAAUGCACGCUGUGGAGAACAGCUCAAGAGAGGUUAGAAAAGCAUCAUCUCAAUUACAGGUUGCUCCUCUUCUGAAGGUUCAUAAGUCAGCGUUGACCGCUCUACAGUGCAUUAUGUCAGAAGUGUUUGGUAGGAUCUCAAUUGAUAGACGUGAGAUGUACCUGCAUCGAAGGAAGUAUGAGAUCUUGAUGGCAGACAUCCGGAUUCACGCUGAAGUUCUUGGAAAGUUGAUACCACCCGACCAAGAGGAGGCAAUGUUGUCUGAGUUUGUCCCCAAUACAACUGGUAUUCCUAGAGUUAAGCCAGCGAUUGAAUUGAAAGUAAUGAAUUGGUUGAGUCUAAUGGCCAACUCAGAUAUGCUGCUGGCCGUCAAAGACAUUAUCAAGAAAAAAAGAAACAAUCUUGAAUAUAGAGUUGAUGCAAUGAAAGCGUUGGAUAAGAAACAGCCAAGAAGGGUAGAAGAUCGUAUAAACAGACAUUUCCCUAGAAGCAGACAGUGGUCAGGAAGUGAUAUUUCACCAGACACCACUAGACCUGAAUGUGGGAAUCACAGAGAUGCAGGGCAAAUCAAGUUAGAAGUUUCACCAGAAGUUCGGUCGUGUCCAGAGUUUUGUCCCAGCACGCCAGAAACUCCAGUUGAGCACUUGCCUAGAGGAUUUUCAGAGAUUCGUUUGCCUACACACCAUCGUAGUGGGUAUCGUGAAGAACAUCCUGAAGCAGGUCCAUCUACAGACUUCAAAUAUCCACCUGAGCCAGUCAGGAAACCUAUCAGUACCAGUGAAGAAAACCUAGUACUUAUGGAUAUUUGUAUGCCCCAUGAUGCUGAUGAAAAUGUGUCUUUCAGCCUGGUGGAUAUUCCUUCACCUGGGGACCAAAGACCAGCAGAAAGUGACCAGUGCACUAAACCUGUCCCAAGUAAAGAUCUUACAACUGAAUUCUCUGUAGCAGACAGUAGCUCCAAUGAUGUAAACGACACAAAUAUAUCACAGAAAGUGUCUCCAGAACAUUCAGUGGUUCCUCAGAUGCCAUAUGACAAUCCAACUCCAAGUGGGUUUGUAAAUUCCUUUAAACCUGCUACCCCAUCAAGGUAUCAUCAUUCAGAGCCAAAGUUCUACAUCUCCAGGGUGCAGAGACUUGCCUCCAAGACACUGAUGUCCCCAGAGUCAGGCUCUGAUCUUCAGAUGCUGCUGAAGAGCGACGCAGAGAGGAAGUUGAAACGAAGCAAGAGCCAACAGUCGCCCUCCUCGUCAGAUGAGCCAUCAAGUCAAGUUGACAUGAGUGUCGGGAAGUCUGAACUGAAGUCUCCGAGGUAUUCGAAGAAGCGGCAUUUCCUGGCAAAGUUUCAAUCUGACUCGGAGAGACCCGAUGACAGUCCGAAAGUUGACUCCUCAAUGCUGUGUAAAUCCCCUGAACCUGUGUCAACAAAAAUCAGGGGGAACAACCUCAAUGCGAUGUACAACGAGUAUGAUGAGAGCUGUCUUGUGGAGGAGAUUGCCAAGAUUGACAGCUGUGUCCUAGAACCUUCACCACCAGCACCUACAUCUAACUCUAAAAAUGUACCAAGCCAUGUAGGACCAUCGUAAGAGUCAAGAGAAACCACAGCAUCGGUGAGAGACAGAGAACAAAGGUCCAAGAAUUGUCCGUAUCAAGAAAAAACCUCGCAACAACUGGCCAUUCUGACUGCUGCAUGUCCACUGACUGGAGAACUAAAGGUAAAUUAAAUCUUCAGUGUCUGAAAGUCAGCGAUGAACCCUUGGACACUGAUAAUGCAAGUCAAUUAUAAGUGACCUGAUGUGACCUUCACCAAGUGACCUUCAGCAAGUGACCUUCACCAAGCGACCUUCACCAAGUGAUGUCCAAGUAAGCGAUUCAAAGGUGGCAAUGGACGCCCUUGAAUUCAGGAAGCUACAACAAAGAUAAUCUUUUUCUGAAGUCAAUCCAAAGAGCUGCCAGAAUGUGGUAAAUAUUCUCUGUUUUGUCAGUGUAAGUUCUAUCAAUUUUUGUGUGUUUUACACUUUUACCAUGUUUUUGUACAAACCUCAUUUUCCUGAAGAUAUGUGUUCUCUAAACAAUGAAAUGGUUUAUACCUACCCUGUACAUGCUAUGUGUUGUAAUAUGUUUAUUAUGCCAAAGUAAUUAUAUUAUGUGUCCAAAAGAUACUUGUUCUAAAGAUACUUUCAUAAUUGAAUAUGUGGCUUUGGAUAAUUUCCUUAUUCUAUCUUAAUAUAAAAAUGUUUACGUUUUUCAAGUGCCACUUGAGCUCCUGUGGUGAAUAUACUUCCUACUUCAAUAUGCUGCAUUAAAUAAACAAAAAGGCUGCCAAUUUUAAUGGGAAUAGUUACAUUUUCAUCAAUUAAAAAUUCAUAUUACUUAAUUUGGUUCCAUUGCGACUGAAUUUUUCUGCGAUGAUUUCUUUGAUGGUACCUAGAUAUUGUUACAAAUUGCAUUAUGGAUGUGUCAGAAUUCAGCCAAUAUGUUUAUGUACCAUACCCCACCCCCUCCC
This is a messenger RNA of Strongylocentrotus purpuratus (purple sea urchin), 8949 nucleotides long. RefSeq lists its product as uncharacterized. The record is from RefSeq and is a predicted model, not a curated record. The transcript is spliced from 3 exons. The coding region runs from base 284 to 8029 and encodes 2581 amino acids. NCBI's taxonomy places the organism in Eukaryota, Metazoa, Echinodermata, Echinoidea, Camarodonta, Strongylocentrotidae.